AUGUCUGGAGAAGUUACAUAUGCAGAUCUAAACUUCCAGUACUCCAGUAAGAGAGAGAAUAUUCAGGAGUCUGACAAUUUGGAGAAAAAAGCACCCUCUGCUCCAUCCCAGAUAUGGCGUCAAAUGGCCUUAGCCCUCACUCUUCUAUGUCUUCUACUGUUGAUUGGAUUGGGAAUCUUAGGAAACAUAUAUUAUAGAACCUCAAAGACAGAAAUGGAAAAAUUGAACAAGUUGCAAAAUAUCAAAGAAGAUCUUCAGAGAAACAUUUCUCUACAACACAUGAGCAUCAUGAAUAUUUCCAAGGAUCGCAUGACUCUUGCCAUCACACUGCAAAACAUGGCCACUGAGUUAUGUCGUGAGCUUAUAAAAAGUGAAAAAGAGCACAAAUGUAAACCUUGCCCAGAGAAAUGGAUGUGGCAUGAAAACACCUGUUAUGGCUUAUCUGAUGAUACAGAAACAUGGCAAAACAGUGGAAGGAUGUGUUCUGCUCAGAAUGCCAGCCUAUUGAAGAUUAAGUCCAAAAGUGUUUUGAACUUUGUAAAAUCCCAGCUACCAUAUUUAGAAUAUUGGGUGGGAUUAUCUCCCCAAAAGAAAGCAUACUAUAAGAACUUAGAUGACAGCAUUUUCUCUACAGACUGGUAUACAGGAAACACAGAACACUUAAAUGAUGGGAUGUAUUGUGGAUAUAUACUCCAAACAUAUGUUUAUUAUAGGUACUGUACUGAAAAAAGACGAUUCGUGUGUGAGAAAUUAGCUAAUUCAGUGAAGAUUGAAAGUACAUUAAUGGUUAAAGUUCCACAAGGAAGAAGAUAG
Messenger RNA from Orycteropus afer afer, 813 nucleotides. RefSeq names its product C-type lectin domain family 12 member A-like. Gene Ontology annotation, molecular function: signaling receptor regulator activity. The transcript is spliced from 6 exons. NCBI's taxonomy places the organism in Eukaryota, Metazoa, Chordata, Mammalia, Tubulidentata, Orycteropodidae. The record is from RefSeq and is a predicted model, not a curated record. Bases 1 to 813 code for a protein of 270 amino acids.